AUGUCCAAGUUGCCCAUCCCCAUCCUCUCCAUGUGCAGUGAAGUGGCUUUUGCUGGAGUCGCCGUCAUGGCUGAGCGAGCUCCACGGGCUGCGCUCCUGCUGGCCCCGCUGCUGGUGCUGGCGCUGCUGUUGGCAUCGCCAGCCCUGGGCCGGGGCGGCCGGGAUCACGGGGACUGGGACUCGACCUCGCUACUGCCGCCGCUGCCGCCCCGCGAAGACGCUGCGCGCCUGGCCCGCUUCGUGGCGCACAUCUGCGACUGGGGCGCUUUGGCCACCAUAUCCCAGGUGCCUGCGGUGCUCGGCUGGCCCUUCGCCAACGUCUUCUCACUCAGCGACGGGCCCCCAGGCACGGGCAGCGGCGUGCCCUACUUCUACCUGAGCCCGCUGCAGCUCUCCGUGGGCGACCUGCAGAAUAAUUCACAUGCUACGCUGACAAUGUCGUUGGCACAGACGAACUUCUGCAAGAAACAUGGAUUUGAUCCCCAGAGUCCCCUUUGUGCUCACAUAAUGUUGUCAGGAAGUAUUACUAAGGUGAAUGAGACCGAAUUGGAGUUUGCAAAGAAUGCAUUAUUCACUCGGCACCCUGAGAUGAAGACGUGGCCUUCCGAUCAUAAUUGGUUCUUUGCUAAAUUGAAUAUAACCAAUAUCUGGGUCCUGGACUACUAUGGUGGAGCUAAAAUCGUGACCCCUGAAGAAUAUUACAAUGUCACAUUUCACAUCUGGGGAGGAUGGACCCUCAGCCGAGAACCCGGCACUUGUGCGCAUGCGCUAGAGGUGGGCACAGUUCGGCAGGAGCGCAGACGGUCCCGGUCCCGUUUACAAUCAGGGCCCCAACCAGGUCUACAAC
Chrysochloris asiatica (Cape golden mole) is the source of this 847-nucleotide messenger RNA. It is a transcript of the gene CREG1, whose product is annotated as cellular repressor of E1A-stimulated genes 1. The transcript has 6 exons. The annotation marks the transcript as partial. Lineage: Eukaryota; Metazoa; Chordata; Mammalia; Afrosoricida; Chrysochloridae. The record is from RefSeq and is a predicted model, not a curated record.